Styela clava is the source of this 1132-nucleotide messenger RNA. The record is from RefSeq and is a predicted model, not a curated record. Lineage: Eukaryota; Metazoa; Chordata; Ascidiacea; Stolidobranchia; Styelidae.
AUCAGAAAAUGUAUCUGAAAUUCACCGAAUAUUACUCACGGGUGUGGUAUCGACGACGUCGUUUCAUAAAGAUAGAAAGAGCAGCCCAAACUCUCUUUUGUGACGCAACACGUAUCCUAAAAUUUGAAAGAGAGAGAACAAUUUCUCUUCCCGCUUCAGAGUAGUGAGUCAGCUUGCAUAGGAUAUAUUCCGAUGUGAAUAGACUGAAGCUUCAUUCUAAACUUUGCUGUUCGAAAAUUUAUUUUCAUCGAAGCGAAAUUGACGAAAUCCUUGGAUUCGAAAUGAAGAUUCCGAUUCGACACAGUUUUAUCGGACUAAUACUGUUGAUGGAAGCUUGUUUAUUCAUUAAAGGUGAGAAAUGCUGGAUGCCUAUGGUUUGCGACGGGCAACCUACUUGGAGAGACGUUAAGAAUGGACAGUGCACAAAAGACGAAGAGAAGGCUUUGGAAGCCUUAACGGAACAAUUACACGGAAUGAAAAGUGAGCUCCAUCAGUUAAAAAAGACAAUGGAAAAAUCAGAGACAAACUCAGUGCUGUCCUCUGUUGCAAGUGUCAAAGAAACAACUACGCCCUCUGUUGUAGGUCUUAAAGAAGCGACCACGAAUUCUGUUUUAGGUGUCAAAGAAACGACCACUCCCCAUGGAUACAAAGACAAGACAACUUCUUCUACCAGCGCUUCAACCGCCAUUGGCACAUCACCUUGGUCAACUAAGGAAGCCUUUUUCUCUACUUUUCGCCCACAAACUACAAAAGUUGAACAGAGUACAGAUAAGUGUGAAGUCACAUACAAGAAAAAAUGCUACCGAGCAGUUGUGUAUGAUGUACGGAAUGUUACCUUCCACGAUGCCAAAGCAAUCUGCAAAUCAAUGAACGGAAAACCCGCGAAUAUUUACGAUCUCAAGCAUUACCAGCUGCUGCUUCCUUAUCUACGUUCACUGAUUCCUGCUGGUCAGACAUGGAUUUACAUCUGGACUGGAAUGGAGUAUAAGAACAAUCAGCUUUUGCUGUCCAAUGGAAACCAAUCACUAUAGCAACAGAAGUGUGGUUUCCUGAUUAUCCGAUAUCCGAUGCAUCGUGGACAAAUGUUGGUGUUGUUGUCGAUAAAGAUCCAGAGUAUGCAGAUCAGGGAAUG